Messenger RNA from Symphalangus syndactylus (siamang), 3883 nucleotides. It is a transcript of the gene MOCS1, whose product is annotated as molybdenum cofactor synthesis 1. Gene Ontology annotation, molecular function: metal ion binding; 4 iron, 4 sulfur cluster binding; GTP 3',8'-cyclase activity. The record is from RefSeq and is a predicted model, not a curated record. Gene Ontology annotation, biological process: Mo-molybdopterin cofactor biosynthetic process. NCBI's taxonomy places the organism in Eukaryota, Metazoa, Chordata, Mammalia, Primates, Hylobatidae.
CUAGGGGGUGAGUGCCCGGCCAGUGUGCUCUGGAAGCGGGCUCAGGUUCUGCUCGGAUCAGGAUUCAUGGCGGCGCGGCCACUGUCCCGGAUGCUGCGGCGGCUCCUGAGGUCCAGCGCCCGGAGCUGCAGCUCAGGGGCUCCGGUGACACAACCCCGCCCCGGGGAGUCCGCGCGAGCUGCCUCGGAGGAGCUGUCCAGGCGGAGGCAGUUCCUGAGGGAGCAUGCGGCCCCCUUCUCCGCCUUCCUCACAGACACCUUCGGCCGGCAGCACAGCUACCUGCGGAUCUCACUCACGGAGAAGUGCAACCUCAGAUGUCAGUAUUGCAUGCCUGAGGAGGGCGUCCUGCUGACCCCCAAAGCCAACCUGCUGACCACAGAGGAGAUCCUGACCCUCGCCCAGCUCUUUGUGAAGGAAGGCGUCGACAAGAUCCGGCUCACAGGUGGAGAGCCGCUCAUCCGGCCAGACGUGGUGGACAUUGUGGCCCAGCUCCAGCGGCUGGAAGGGCUGAGGACCAUAGGUGUUACCACCAACGGCAUCAACCUGGCCCGGCUGCUGCCCCAGCUUCAGAAGGCUGGUCUCAGUGCCAUCAACAUCAGCCUGGACACCCUGGUGCCUGCCAAGUUUGAGUUCAUCGUCCGCAGGAAAGGCUUCCACAAGGUCAUGGAGGGCAUCCACAAGGCCAUCGAGCUGGGCUACAACCCUGUGAAGGUGAACUGUGUGGUGAUGCGAGGCCUUAACGAGGAUGAACUCCUGGACUUUGCGGCCUUGACCGAGGGCCUCCCCCUGGACGUGCGCUUCAUAGAGUACAUGCCCUUUGAUGGCAACAAGUGGAACUUCAAGAAGAUGGUCAGCUAUAAGGAGAUGCUAGACACUGUCCGGCAGCAGUGGCCUGAGCUGGAGAAGCUGCCAGAGGAGGAAUCCAGCACAGCCAAGGCCUUUAAAAUCCCUGGCUUCCAAGGCCAGAUCAGCUUCAUCACAUCCAUGUCUGAGCAUUUCUGUGGGACCUGCAACCGCCUGCGAAUCACAGCUGAUGGGAACCUCAAGGUCUGCCUCUUUGGAAACUCUGAGGUAUCCCUGCGGGAUCACCUGCGAGCUGGGGCCUCCGAGCAGGAGCUGCUGAGAAUCAUUGGGGCUGCCGUGGGCAGGAAGAAGCGGCAGCAUGCAGGCAUGUUCAGUAUUUCCCAGAUGAAGAACCGGCCCAUGAUCCUCAUCGAGUUAUUUUUGAUGUUCCACGAUUCCCCACCAGGCAAUCCAAGCAUUUCCUCCUGGGACCCCCUCCAUGUUCAGGGUCUAAGACCCAGAAUGAGUUUCUCCAGCCAGAUGGCCACUUUAUGGAAAGGAUACAGAGUCCCCCAGACCCCUCCUCUAGCUCAGCAGCGGCUGGGGUCUGGCUCCUUUCAGAGACACUACACUUCCCAUGCAGACUCAGAUGCCAACUCAAAGUGCCUUAGCCCAGGUUCCUGGGCUCCUGCUGCCCCCUCAGGACCCCAGCUAACCUCAGAACAACUAACUCAUGUGAACUCGGAAGGACGGGCAGCUAUGGUAGAUGUGGGCAGGAAGCCAGACACAGAGCGGGUGGCUGUGGCUUCAGCCGUGGUCCUCCUGGGACCCGUAGCCUUCAAGCUUGUCCAGCAGAACCAGCUCAAGAAAGGAGAUGCCCUGGUGGUGGCCCAGCUGGCUGGAGUCCAGGCAGCCAAGGUGACCAGCCAGCUGAUCCCUCUGUGCCACCACGUGGCCCUGAGCCACAUCCAGGUGCAGCUGGAGCUGGACAGCACGCACCAUGCCGUGAAGAUCCAGGCAUCUUGCCGGGCUCGGGGCCCCACCGGGGUGGAGAUGGAGGCCCUGACCUCUGCUGCAGUGGCCGCCCUCACCCUGUAUGACAUGUGCAAGGCUGUCAGCAGGGACAUCGUGUUGGAGGAGAUCAAGCUCAUUAGCAAGACUGGCGGUCAGCGCGGGGACUUCCAUCGGGCUUAGCACCUGCCCUUCUCACCCAUGGCCCACUCAGGCCUGGAGCUGGGAUGCAAUGUAGGCUGAGGGAAAGACGUCAGGUUCCUUUAAUCACAGUCACUGUUUACCUUGAGCAGUAAACCCGAAGUCAGCCUGCUCUACUACUAACAAGCCUGCUGCUAGAUGAUCUCUAAUGACCAAUGGGGCUUCCUUUCUAUAGGGAGGAUACCAGCAGGCCCUUAAGCCUUCCAGGACACUAAGGUCAUGGGAGCGGGACUGCAACAAGCAAUGCCAGAUAACUGAGAAAUCAUGUUCUUUGUGGACUAUUUCGGACAACCAGGCUCUGACAGUCCAGCCCGGAACUUUUCCUUCUCAUUUUGGGUUUUCUCUUCUCCUACUUUCCUGGGGAGAGAUUAAGGGUUCAUUAAGCAGAGGAGCCCACUUUGAGGAGAGCAAAGCACAAGCUUGCCUGAAGAAUGGAUCCCAACUUCUCCCCAGCAGCUCUGCCUCCCUAAGUAAGUCUGUGAAGCCACAGCCCUGCCCUGUCCUGACUUCAUCUCUCCUGCCCAAGUCUGUGUCCCAUCAGACUUGCAGCCUUUCAGCUUAACAGUUGCCUAGUCCUGCCGGCCCCUUUUCUUCAGGCCCCCCUCCUCCGAAACAGGAUGUGCACACGUGGGCCAUAGCCCUAAGGACUCCUGCCGGACCACACGGCCCACACCUGGCCCCGUUCACGGCUGUUCCACCCACCCCUCUUUAUUCCGGAGCAUAUUCGGGAAAGAAGAGUUGAUGAUAGAUUGCCUUCGCCCUCACAGCGCACAAAUAAAGCUACGAUGCCAACUUUGCAGAUGCAAGAAUGAAGACACUGUGGCUACUACAGCCCCAGCCCCAGAAGUUGGACGCAAGUGAAAGGCAGAAGAUAGGCAGCUGAGAGUAGGCCCAGCUCACCGGUCUCCACUGGCAAUAACCCUGAGCCGGGGAUUAGGUUGGAAAGUGAGAAACACGGGGAAGGGCAGAAGGGCCAAGAGCUGGUUGGGCCAGUCUCAAAGAGGAUGAAAGGCCAACUCGGAGUGUGGUAUUGAAUAAGAGCCUUGAUGGAGUUUUAGAAAGAUUUUGUCUAGAUACAGCCAUCCCAUCCACGAAGGCCAGCAUGAGAUGGACAAAAUGGAAGGUAGGAGUGGAUGGGAGGACCAGAAGGAGCCCCUCGCAAGUCGGGCUGAAGAACCAAAUUGGGUACCAGAAGUGGGGUGGCCCCCCUCUCAGCCUUCCUCCUUGGCACCUUCAGGUGAUGUGCUCCCCAGAGGAUGUCAGCCUUCCUCCUCCAUCCCCAUCUCCCCAGUUUCCCUUGCCUGCUCUGCUGUUUGCCCCAUCCGAACGCCUGAGAGGAGGGGCCACCCUUAGAGACAGCAUGUUAAUGUGGAGGGCAGCUCUGGCCCUCAGACCUCUCAGGAACCAACUCUCCAAUGCCAGUGGACACAUGGUUCCAAGUGGCCACCUGCAGGCUGGACAGAGGCCGCUGUGGCUUCUGCCUUGAGGCUAGUGUUAGAGAAGGGGUGGGAGGGCCUGAGCGAUUUAUAUGAAGUAGAGAGCUGUGGGAUGGAGCUAAGCAUUCAAGUGCUGCCCUCUGCUGAGGGGCUAUAGGGGACUCCAAGGCAACAUUUGAGGUCACUGUCUGGCUUCACAACAAUGGCCAGGUGUCCAGGAGAUGGGGACAUGGGAGAUGCCCAAAAGGCAUGAGGUGUGGUGAUGAAUGAGGUCUGUCUUGAGCCCCUCGCCAGAUUCAUCAAGCACCUGGUAGUGAGCCAUAGCUGUGGAAACCCAAGGUGAGUCUUCUAGGACUGUGGAUUAGUAGACAGGAUGGAGGUGACGGUAGAGAAGGAAGGGAAAGAUACUUAAGACAUGCAGGGAGAGGCCAGAGGACUUGUGACAUGGGAAA